Striga asiatica is the source of this 312-nucleotide messenger RNA. NCBI's taxonomy places the organism in Eukaryota, Viridiplantae, Streptophyta, Magnoliopsida, Lamiales, Orobanchaceae. The record is from the annotation of a GenBank genome assembly.
AUGGAUGAAAAUGGGGGUUGGAAUAAAAGGCUUAUUGAGGAAUUCUUUCAUUCGGGUGAUGUUGCUGCAAUCUUAAAAUUUCCUCUACAGAAUUUGGGUAAAUCUGAUUCUUUUAUCUGGCAUUUUGAUUCAAAAGGUACCUUCUCUGUGAAAUCUGCCUAUAAGUUGAUUUGCUUGCAACGAGUGUUAAGAAGGGAUAAUAAGCCAGAGUGUAGUUCAGAAGGUGAAGGAAGGUUUGUGAAUGGCAGAUUGUGGAAGGUGGGUGGAUUGAAGUUCAAGUUGUCUGCUGUGGUGGGUUGUUGCUGUAAGUAA